UAUCUUCCUUUUUAUUUUAUUUUUUCUCAGAUUCUCCAUGCUCGGUAGAGUCUAGAGAUUGCGGGGCACUAGAAAGAUUCAACGUCCAACAAUGUCGUCACUCGCCUACGUUUCCCGGCAAAACUAGGGUUUUCCCUCUUUCUAGGGCACGUUUUUCCGCUGCAAAAAUCGUUGAGAUUGACUCAUCGGCAUCGCCGUCAUUUUCGCAUACAAGUUUCGGAAUCUAGGGCUUCGUAAUUGCCCUGCUUUGGAUCACAGUGCUUGAAUUUCUUCUGACGAUGUUCUCGUUCCUAUUUGGUUGUGUUCUGAAGACUACUUUAGUUGUGAAGUUUUGGCUGGAGUUCUCGGCAAGAGGAGCCUGUAUUUAAUGGUAUAGCAGAGUUGAACGGCGUUUUCUAUAGCAAAAUUUCAGGAUUGGCGAGGUUGAUAUUUUUCUUUUGGUGACUGUGAUCUCUUUGGGGGUGGGAAGGACGGUUCGACUGUUGAGUAUUUAGCAAGCUGGUGCUUCGUUUAAUUUUGUGGCUCUGCAUGUUGGAUUGUUAAGGGGUCCUCUGCUGCUUCGUGGAGGAUCCCAAAAAUUGCGGUUUUCUUUUGGUAGGAAAUAUUGCGGUUUUUGGACUGUGGGUUUAUAAAUUCAGAUACAAUGCUGCUCUAUUUCUUGGCUAAACAAUUAAGGUCAAGGAGGAGAGCAUUUAGUUGAGUUUUUAUUUUUCAAUGGUUUUCUCGUCCGAGAAGUAAGGCCAUGUCGUGAUCUGCAUAUUGUUGUUUGGUUUUGAGGAUUUAAAACAAAUUUUUGGGGAGAGAUGUUCCGUUCUGGUGCAAAUACCGAGCAUAUCAAUAGCGGGUCAGGUACUGUGUUGAUACCUACGCGAUUUGUGUGGCCGUAUGGUGGCAGUAGGGUAUUUCUUAGUAGCUCCUUCACCAGGUGGUCAGAUUAUAUACUAAUGUCUCCGGUUGAGGGCUGCUCCACAGUGUUUCAGGUUAUCUACAGCUUAACACCAGGAUACCAUCAGUACAAGUUUUUUGUUGAUGGAGAAUGGCGGCAUGAUGAAAACCAACCUUUUGUAAAGGGAAGUUUUGGGUUGGUGAACACUAUAUUCUUAACUAGGGAACCUGAUGUGGUUCCUGCUAUUUAUAGUUCUGAGAUGCCAGCUAGAUCUAAUAUGGAUGUGGAUAAUAAUCCAUUUAUUAAUCUGGAAGCGGUACCAAAGAUAUCGAUGGACGAUAUUGAGAUCUCUCGCCGCCAUAUAUCCGUUUUCUUGUCAACACAUACUGCUUAUGAGUUACUUCCUGACUCGGGGAAGUUAAUUGCCUUGGAUGUUAAUUUACCAGUGAAGCAAGCAUUCCAUAUUCUAUAUGAGCAGGGAAUCCCUGUGGCUCCUCUUUGGGAUUUUUGCAAGGGUCAGUUUGUUGGUGUUCUUAGUGCAUUAGACUUCAUCUUAAUUCUAAGAGAGCUUGGGAACCAUGGAUCAAAUUUAACAGAGGAAGAGCUUGAGACACAUACCAUAUCAGCUUGGAAAGAGGGAAAAUCACGUCUGAACAUACAAGUUGAUGGCUGUGGCAAGUUGUACUCAACAGAUAUGAGACAGCUUGUGCAUGCUGCGCCUAAUGAUUCUCUAAAAGAUAUUGCUUUGAAGAUUCUAAAUUGCAAGGUGGCUACAGUUCCUAUUAUUCACUCUUCUUCACAGGAUGGUUCAUUUCCACAGCUACUGGAUUUGGCUUCCCUGUCUGGAAUCUUAAAAUGUAUUUGCAGGUAUUUUAGGCAUUCUUCCAGCUCUUUACCCAUUAUUCAACAACCAAUUUGUUCACUUCCUCUAGGUACAUGGGUUCCAAAACUUGGGGAAUCUAUUGGACAACCAUUUGCAAUGUUGAGACCAAGUGCCUCACUAAGUGCUGCCCUGUCUUUGUUGGUCCAAGCUGAAGUUAGUUCAAUACCUAUAGUGGAUGAUAAUGACUCUUUGCUGGAUAUAUACUGUCGAAGCAGUGAUAUCACUACUCUGGCAAAAGACACAGCUUACGCACUGAUUCAACUUGAUGAAAUGACUGUUCAUCAGGCAUUGCAACUGGGACAACAUCAACAUGCCAAUUCUUAUGGCUUCUAUAGUGGACAAAGAUGUCAGAUGUGUUUGCGAACUGACUCUCUGCAAACAGUGAUGGAGAGGCUAGCAAAUCCCGGGGUUAGGAGACUUGUAAUCGUGGAGGCUGGGAGCAAGCGAGUAGAGGGAAUUGUUUCAUUAAGUGAUGUGUUCAAGUUCUUGCUGGGUUAAGCCCAACUGAUGAGUGAUGAAGAAGAAGCGUCUCAAUUCUCGUGGUUUAUUUAUUUAGUCUAUUUGUUGUUGGGCUUAGGGUUCAGUUGUGUCUCCAUUGCUGCUGGCUGUGCCUUUGUCUUCCGCUGGACGGGGCCUGCCUUCAUUUUCUGAGGCUGCCGGUUUCGAAAAGGAUUAGAGAAUUCUGUAAAUUGAAUAACUCACUUUCUCCCCUUUUUUUAUUUUUACUUUUUAUCGAACAUUAUUUAUCAGCUCAUGAGUGUAGGGUUCGGAUUCUCGCUGAUUCCAACGCUUCUUCUUCCAUUGUCA
Diospyros lotus (date-plum) is the source of this 2576-nucleotide messenger RNA. Its product is annotated as sucrose nonfermenting 4-like protein. The coding region runs from base 804 to 2267 and encodes 487 amino acids. Lineage: Eukaryota; Viridiplantae; Streptophyta; Magnoliopsida; Ericales; Ebenaceae. The transcript is spliced from 13 exons. The record is from RefSeq and is a predicted model, not a curated record.